Molecule: messenger RNA, 5663 nt
Organism: Eupeodes corollae
Lineage: Eukaryota; Metazoa; Arthropoda; Insecta; Diptera; Syrphidae
Product: diacylglycerol kinase eta
Exons: 12
Coding region: 477-5327 (1616 amino acids)
Biological process (GO): diacylglycerol metabolic process; lipid phosphorylation; intracellular signal transduction
Molecular function (GO): protein binding; ATP-dependent diacylglycerol kinase activity
Source: RefSeq, a predicted model, not a curated record
AUGUGUCGCGUACACUUAACAACGAACAAAUCCGACAAUCAACUUUAUUCAUUAAUUUUUCUUGUAUUUUUUUUAUUUUAAACAAAAUAAAUUUUUGGUGUAGGUAUUUCCUGUGUGUAUUUAACUACCUUUUCACCUUAAUUUUUUUGGAAAAAAUGUUAGUUAUUAAUUUUUUUAUGUGUAGGUACUUUUUAUGGUUUGUGUAUAUAACUAACUUUGUACUUUACAAUUUUCCAUGGUUUCCAGUUUUAAAAUUAAGAACACUUAGUGUGAACGAAAAAUAUAUUUUUCCGAAAAUAUGUAUAUUUACAUAUAUAGAUAUUUGCGAAAAAAUUUUAACUAAAUGAAUGUGAUCAUUAAAUUUUCAAAAUUAUUAAUAUCUAUCAACUAUCAAGUUUAUGGAAGGACACAACAUUAUAAAUAUAAACAUAUCUGUAAGGUAUUUGUAGUUGCUCACUCGUUGAUUAUCUUUUAAAAUGGAAGAUUGGCUAACGUCAUUAAAGUCCGCUUCAAGUCAGGAAUAUUUUGAACCUGCUAUUGACCAUCAUGAUAUACUCUCCAACUACCAUCAAUGGCAUUCAACAUCCCAUGCAAGACCAACAUACUGCAACGUUUGUCGUGAAGCAUUACCAGGAGUCACUUCGCAUGGACUGUCCUGUGAAGUAUGUAAAUGUAAAGUACACAAACGAUGUGCGGCUAAGGCAAUUGCCAAUUGCAAAUGGACGACACUAGCUACUGUUGGAAAGGAUAUUAUUGAAGAUGUAGAUGGAAGUAUCGUUAUGCCUCAUCAAUGGAUGGAAGGUAAUUUACCAGUUGCAUCAACAUGUCUUAAAUGCAAAAAGACCUGCGGGUCUGUCUUGCGUCUACAAGAUUGGCGCUGUCUGUGGUGUCGUGCUACAGUCCAUACGGCGUGUAGACCAGAAAUGUCAGUGGCAUGUCCAAUUGGGCCGGCAAAAGUAUCCGUUGUACCACCUACAAGCGUACACUCUAUAGGUGUUGAUGAGCCUUGGGAUGUUGUAAGUCCCAAAGGAAAUUUCUCACCUUUGUUGGUUUUUGUUAAUUCAAAAUCUGGAGAUAACCAAGGCGUCAAAUUUCUAAGAAGAUUUAAGCAAUUGCUGAAUCCCGCACAAGUUUUCGAUUUAAUUUCUACUGGACCAAGCCUGGGACUCAGAUUGUUUAGGCAUUUUGACAUUUUUCGAAUUCUUGUGUGUUCAGGUGAUGGUUCAGUAGGGUGGGUUCUAAGUGAAAUUGAUCGCUUUAACAUGCACAAACAAUGCCAAGUAGCAGUUCUUCCUCUUGGAACUGGCAACGACUUGGCACGCGUACUAGGUUGGGGUUCAUCUUGUGAUGAUGAUGCUCAUUUACCACAAAUUUUAGAGCGUUAUGAGUCUGCUAGUACAAAAAUGUUGGACCGUUGGAGUAUAAUGGUUUUCGAGAAGGCAAUAUCUGUGAAACCACCAAAAAUGUCACUAUCAAGUGCCCAACAAGCUCAAUUAACUGGACUAGUAACUUCAGCGAACGAAAACUUGCGAUCGAUUGUUGAGACCGAUGAUUUGACUGUUUUGGUAUCAUGUACGAAAAUUUUAUGCGAAACAACAGAAGAGCUUGUAGAUAAAAUUUGUGAAAAUCGAAAAGAGGACGACCAAUUGAUAAUUAAAUGUGAUAUACUUCGACAGAAGCUAAAUAUGCUAUUGGAUGCUCUAAAAAUUGAAGAGACCGGUGAACACUCUGGUGAUGAUUUGCGUGCUUCGAUCAGGAGCAUUAUAUCAAAGAGUUCUGCGGAAUACUUAGAUUGGAGCAUUUCCUUGGAAAAGACUGAAAAAGAUCACAUAAAUUCAAAAGAACGUAGACAUUCUCGAAAUCUACGUUUUACAGAGAAAGAAGCUCUUCAAUGUCGUGCAAAUAGUGUAAAGCGGGCAAUUUAUAACUUAGUUGAGCAUUCAGAACCAGGAAGGCCAAAGCGUUAUCAAAGAAAGCUUUCAAUCACCCCCUUCGAGGCAAUGAAACUAAAAACAUCAUCAAAUGACACUUCCCCUUCACUUCCAAUUCCUCCAAUAAACAUUAUUUGCCCAUCCCUUACUACGACUCAAUUAACGUGUUUAUCUCCACUGCCAUAUAACAGAAGGGACUCACUUGAUGAUAGUUUCUUUAAUACUAUGAGUUUACCAGUUCCAAGAGAAUUUGCAGACAGUCGUCGAAGUUCCGGUGUACCUGAAAGUAUACAGGAAGCUGAGGAAAACCCUUGCUGCCAAACUUUGCAAAUACAAACCACAGAAAAGUAUGACAGUUGCAGAUCAGAUCUUUUGAGUUCCACUCCGACAAAAGAUUUCUUGAGCUUACCCAGCCUUACUCCUGAAGCACUUAUCGAUCCACUUUCGGAUUACCACCUAAUAGAGGUUUUUGACAAAAAAAAUUAUAAAAGUCGGGAUGAAGCCGUAAAUCUAUUACCAAGUGGAGGAAAUGAUGAUUUAAAUAACUGCACCGGAAUCGAAUGUGAGCAAAGACAGAUUGAAGAUCAAUUAGUUACCCCUGCUAAAAGCAAUAGAACUCUUCAGGUUCCACAAGUAGUUUCUCCUAAAAUAGAUUCCAAUGUAUAUAUAGGUGAAAGCAUGACAAUCAUUGAUACCGAUGCCCAAGACCAAUCAUCAACAGAAGAACUGCCAGGAGAACCCAGUGAUAUUUUGUCGAUUAUUAGCAACGAAGAAUGUAGCUUGGCUUCAGAAAUCUUGGACAAAAACAUAGAUUCAUUACAACCUUUUCAGAUAGGUGACUUAUUGCAGAAUUUGGAUAUGGACAAUUUUACUCAUAUUGACUCUCCUGAAUCAAGUGAUGAGACUGAAGGAAUGCCCGCAGAAAGCAUUAUGGACGAUAUUAGUUCUGUUCUAGGAAACGACAUGAUGGCUGUUCUUCAGGACAGUACAAUAACAGAAGAUACAACGACACUAUACACAGAUUUAGUUCAACCAUCGAAUCAGAAGAUUUUGUCUAAUCGCCGAUCAUCAUCGCCACAUAAUGCGGCUUUUGUUGAUUGUUUUGAGAACAACCAACAGCAAUUUGGUUUUGAAAACAUAGUUUUCGAAAUCGACAAUCGUUGUGAUGAUCAGAAAAUACGUGAACCACCUCGGUACUGCAGCCUGGCACAAUUUGUAGAGGGAAAUGACAUUGCUCGCAAAAGUUUCAAGCGUCGAAAAUCACAGCCAGUAACUUCAAAAGCUUCAUCGUCAAGCAUUAUUGAACCCAACGCAGAUGAGUCCUUACCGUGUUCGAUUGAUAUUAGAGUUCAAAGAUCACAUUCAGAUCUAUCGGAUAAGGAAACAGUUAAACAAACUUCUUCACCAAAAAAACAAAUAAAAGUACCUGCUAGCAUUAAUCAAGAUAUAAGUGUGGUAGUUCGACCACCAACACCCUUGCGAGGGGACGAUGUUAAGCUAUCAACAAAUUUGCCUCCUGAUUUAAGACGACACUCUAGUCAUUCUCCAAGUUUAACUACACAGGAAUUCGAAAAGGAAAAGGAUAGACGCCAUUCUGGUUUCAAUCCAAAUUUCCUAAGCUUGGACCCUGAACAUAUGAAGUUUUUGAACAAUUCUCCAUCAGCAACUAGACGCAUUAGUUGUGGAAGUUUAUUUAAGCCAAAUGAAGUUAUGUCUAUGCCAACACUUAAAGGAUCGAAAGCAAACUUAUUGAUGGGAUCGUCUCCAUUUAGCUUUGAUCAUGGUGAAGGAAAAGAUAGGGAGGAUCAAAUUUCGAAGGAUAAAGAACCAAUAGAUGAUGCGAAUAAGAAACUUCCUAUCAUUAAUCCCUUAGUUCGUCUUCCCACAUGGCCAAACAUUACAGGUACCGGUUUUAUAUCAAAGUGUCUUCUUGCUAAUGCGGAUACUUUGUGUGCAGCUGUCAGUCCUUUGAUGGAUCCAGAUGAAACCCUUCUUGAAGGCUACCAUGAAAAAUGCGUUAUGAAUAAUUAUUUUGGCAUAGGGAUUGAUGCUAAAAUUUCACUUGACUUUCAUAACAAGAGAGAAGAACAUCCAGAGAAGUGUCGGUCAAGAGCAAGAAAUUAUAUGUGGUAUGGAGUAUUGGGUUCAAAACAGUUGUUACAAAAAACGUAUAAAAAUCUUGAACAACGCGUUCAACUAGAAUGCGAUGGACAGCGAAUUCCCUUGCCUUCACUGCAGGGAAUUGUUAUUCUGAAUAUUCCUAGUUUUAUGGGAGGCACAAAUUUUUGGGGUGGAACCAAGAAAGAUGAUAUUUUUCUUGCUCCAAGUUUUGAUGACCGCAUACUUGAAGUUGUUGCGGUUUUUGGAUCUGUUCAAAUGGCUGCAUCAAGGCUUAUUAAUUUGCAGCAUCACAGAAUUGCUCAGUGUCAGAGUGUCCAAAUAAAUAUUCUUGGCGACGAAGAAGUACCAAUUCAAGUUGAUGGAGAAGCGUGGCUUCAGCCACCUGGAAUGAUCAGAAUUCUACACAAAAAUAGAGUACAAAUGCUUGGUAGAAACCGUAACCUCGAGGUGUCAUUAAAGCAAUGGCAAGAAAAGCAGCGUCAGCAAAGCAUUUCGAUACAAAGAGAUCAAUCAUCAAUAGCUUUGGAACAAGGCUCCCCAAGUUCUGAAGAUGUUCUCUCGGAACGAGAGUGUUAUGUAUUAUUAAAUUUCAUUGAGGCUAUAAGUUCGCUCGUUAAAUGGGUUAAGUUUCUUAUUAUUUCGCAUCCAUCGCUGCAGAGGAAUCUGUACGAUGUUGCAUGCAGAACUGCAGAUGCCUUGGAAUCCAUUCAUCCAAAUGGUAAAUUAUUGGAAGGACCAACUCUUAGAAUGAAAUUAGUGGAAGUUAUUGAUUCUUCACGACAUUUAUACGAUGACACAUGUACCCUUCUUCGAGAACGUGGUCACAGUUUGAUAUUAAGAGAGGACUUGGAGUUCAAACUGAGUGCAGCUUUAGCUAACAUGGAAAUGGAGUUAAAGAAAUGUUCUGUUCUAAAAUGCGUCGAUGGUAAGAUUCGAGCAUAUUUCAACGCCGCGGCUCCUAAUGAAGACCUUGAUGCUCGCAAGAAAUCAAAACCAUUUUGGGUGCGGCUUCGCAGUGGAUCAACAGCUAACAGUCAAAUAUUCAAACCAACCGCUAAUACAAGAGCUGCAGUUUGUAAUUGGAGUGUUAAUGAGGUUGUAACUUGGUUGGAAGCAAUGCAAAUGUCGGAGUAUGCAGAUACAUUUGUUAAGAAUGACAUUCGCGGAAAAGAACUUCUUAGUUUAGUACGUCGAGAUCUAAAAGAUUUAGGCGUUGUUAAAGUUGGGCAUGUCAAACGUAUUUUACAAGCAAUAAGGGACAUUUCUGAAAAAUAGGCAAACAAUACCUCAUCAAUCUUCGUUUAUAAUUCCACAAUAAAAAAUUGGGAAAAUAUUUGAGAUUGGUCGAAUUCCCGCCCUCUACUUCCUGACAGAUGCAAUUAAAUUCAUGGGUUUUUAACAAAAUUUUCGGAUAACAAAUGUAACCAUCCAACAGUCGUCGCAAUCGAGAACUCUCGGAUACCAGGCUAUAAAUACAUACAAAAAUGUUUGUAUGUCACCGAACAGCACGAGAGCACGCGAAGAAUCGCAAAUUUAUAUUUGUUUUAUUUUAACCGAUAGCUAUCAACCCCAAUAAACAGAACAAUGAACAGAAUGCGAUGGACAGCUAAA